Miscanthus lutarioriparius is the source of this 852-nucleotide messenger RNA. NCBI's taxonomy places the organism in Eukaryota, Viridiplantae, Streptophyta, Magnoliopsida, Poales, Poaceae. The record is from the annotation of a GenBank genome assembly.
AUGGCGGAGCGCGGCGGCGAGCGUGGCGGCGAGCGCGGCGGGUUCGGCCGUGGCGGCGAGCGCGGCGGGUUCGGCCGUGGCUUCGGGCGCGGCGGGCGCGGCGACCGUGGCGGGCGCCGCGGCGGGCGUCGUGGUCCGCGUCAGGAGGAAGAGAAGUGGGUCCCCGUCACCAAGCUCGGCCGCCUAGUCAAGGAGGGCAGGAUUAACAAGAUCGAGGAGAUCUACCUCCACUCGCUCCCCGUCAAGGAGCACCAGAUCGUCGAGACCCUCGUCCCGGGGCUCAAGGACGAGGUCAUGAAGAUCACGCCCGUGCAGAAGCAGACCCGCGCUGGGCAGCGCACCCGCUUCAAGGCCUUCGUCGUCGUCGGCGAUGGCGACGGCCACGUCGGCCUGGGAGUCAAGUGUGCCAAGGAGGUGGCCACCGCCAUCCGCGGCGCCAUCAUCCUCGCCAAGCUCUCCGUCGUCCCCGUCAGGAGGGGUUACUGGGGUAACAAGAUCGGACAGCCGCACACCGUGCCGUGCAAGGUCACCGGUAAGUGUGGUUCCGUCACCGUCCGCAUGGUGCCCGCGCCCAGGGGUUCUGGCAUCGUCGCCGCUCGCGUGCCCAAGAAGGUGCUGCAGUUCGCUGGCAUUGAGGAUGUCUUCACCUCGUCCCGUGGCUCCACUAAGACCCUUGGCAACUUCGUCAAGGCAACCUUCGACUGCUUGAUGAAGACCUAUGGCUUCCUUACUCCUGAAUUCUGGACUCAGACCAAAUUCUCCAUGACUCCAUUCCAGCAGUUCACGGACCUCCUGGGAAAGCCCACCAAGGGUCUUGUGCUUGAGGCCCCAACUGAGACAGUAGAGGCGUAG